GAGAGGGAGAGGCGUCACAGAGGUUCUCAGUCCCAACCAAAAAAAAAAACCAUUGACGUGCAAGCCAUCUCCCCCACUCUCCCUCGCUGGACCAAGCUUCUCCAAAGGCCAGCAGGUCCACAGGCCACACAAACUUCUAGCCAGCGACACUUGCGUCUUGCCAACACGCUCUUUUCUCCCAAGCACUCCCUUCUCUUCCAUUGUUUCGACACAUUUCCCAACCGUUUCCUUCGUCUGCGAGCCCCAGAGCGACCAAUGGCUCUGGGCUCGACCGCCACACACCGAUAAACGAUGCCGCCGCGCAACAGCCCCAAGCCCAAGGGCAAGACGCGAGACUCGACGACGCCGCAAGCACCGCCCGCCGCAGAAUACAAUGCCAUAGCCGAGCAAUGGACCAGGGCGAAGCGAGCCAAGGAAGACGCCGACGCCGACGCCGACGCCGACGCCGACGCCGCAGCCGCCGCGCUUCCGACAGAGCGGGAUCGGGCCCCCGCCCUGGAAACGCGCCGCGAGGAGCUCAACCAGCAGCGACGCAAGUCGUACGAGCGGCGCUGGCGCUGGACCGUCGCCUUCUGGGUCUGGCUGCUGGCGAUACACGCGGUUGGCGUCUGGCUCUUCACCGGCGGCUUCCUCCUGACGCGGCUGGUGCUCGAGGACAAGUCCAGCUGCGCCGAGCCGCCCAUCGACAGCAAGCUGGCGCCGCUCAGCGCCGACGGCGGAUGCUGGCACCCAAAGACGUUUGACCGAGCCGUCGUCGUCGUCAUCGAUGCCCUGCGAUACGACUUUACGGUCCCCGAGCGCGACGCGAGCAAGACGCACGAGUUCCACAACGCGUUCCCCUUCCUCUACGAGGCGGCCGUGGCGUCGCCGCGAAACGCGUUCUUGCGGCCCUUCAUCGCCGACCCGCCGACGACGACGCUGCAGCGACUCAAGGGCCUGACCACGGGGACGCUGCCGACCUUUAUCGACGCGGGAAGCAACUUUGCGGGCACGGCCAUUGACGAGGACAACCUGCUCCUGCAGCUGCGUGGCUCGGGCAAGAAGAUUGCGCAUCUGGGAGACGAUACGUGGUGGGUAUUGUUCCCGGACUACUUUGAGCCCAACAUCUCCAAGGCGUACGACAGCUUCAACGUCUGGGACCUGCACACCGUCGACAAUGGCGUCAUCGACAACAUUUUCCCGCUGAUGGAGUCCAGGGCCAAGGGCGACUGGGACUUGCUCAUCGGCCACUGCCUGGGUGUGGACCACGCCGGACACAGGUACGGACCGGACCAUCCCGCCAUGAACGCCAAGCUGCGACAGAUGGACGACUUCGUCCGCAAGCUCGUCGCGUCCAUGGACGACGACACGCUUUUGGUGGUCAUGGGCGAUCAUGGCAUGGACGGCAAGGGAGAUCACGGUGGGGAGAGCGACGAUGAGGUCGAAGCCGCGCUGUGGAUGUAUUCGAAGAGGCCCGUCUUUGGCCGGACGCUCCCCGAGUAUGCGGCGCCCCCGGCCACGGCCAAGACCCGUCCCGUCAACCAGAUCGACCUUGUCCCGACGCUGGCUCUCCUGCUCGGCAUCCCGAUCCCGUACAACAGCCUGGGUCACCCGAUCGAGGAGGCCUUUGCGGGCCCGAAGGGCAAUGACUGGGCCAACCUGGCCGCCGUCUCGCGCAUGGCGUCCGCUGGCAUCGAACGGUAUCAAAAGAAGUACUUUGACGCCCGCGGCAUCGCGCAGGGCUCCGCCCCUGGGUCUCCAUCUGCGCUGUGGACAGACGCCAACGUCGGCGGCAUGUCCCCCAAGGACACGUACGGCGCGUUUGUCAGGUUUCAGGAAGAGACGCUGCGCGUGUGCAAGGACCUGUGGGCGCGGUUCGACGUCCCGCGCAUGGUUGCUGGCGUCGUCGUCACCGCGGCCGGCGUGCUGCUGCUCGUCAUGUACGCCUCUCGAAGCGACGACGUCGAAUACAUUGUCAUGAACGACGUGGAGCUUGACUACGCCGAGAAACAGCUCGAGCUGAUGGACUUCAAGGGCAAGGCCGAGCCUCACGUCGACCAAUACUACCAUCGGGACAUGCUGCGUGGCCUGUGGAGUGCUCGCUUCCUCCUCAUUGUCGGCACGCUCAUCUUCGCGGCUGUGUACCGUCAGCAGCCGAUGGACGGGCUCGCGGCGCUCGUCAUGCUCCUUAUGCUGACCUCGGUUGGGUCGUCCAUACACGACUGCGGCAAGACGCUCACCAACCUCGUGCCGCGCAACUUCUGGGGCUGGCUGUCGGUAAUCUUUACCGUCAGCCACUCGAUAGGGUUUGCGUCCAACUCGUACACAAUCUGGGAGGAUUCGAUUCUCCUCUUUUUCAUCGCCACAUUCGGCGUGGCCUCCAUAAUCGCCUCGUUCCGCAUCGAGUCCAAGGUGGACCGCACCAUGGCCAUCUAUCACUCGAUAGCCUUCGUCGUUCUGGGCCGACUGGCCUCCUACUCCAAGCUCUGCCGGGAGGAGCAGAUGCCGUACUGCACCUCGACCUACUACGCCUCCGUCACAUCCUCCACCUCUGCAACCUGGCAGCUCGCCAUUCCUUUCCUUGUCUUCAUUGCCCUCCCUACCAUCAUCAAAUCUUUCCUCGUGCCGACACGGUCGUAUGAGGGCUUGGCGCCGACGUGGAUUGGGUACGUCUUCCGCGUCGGGCUCUUGAUGUCGGCGCUGUACUGGGUCGUCGAUGCCGCCGACAACGGCGAUUGGCUUGCCGGCAAGCUCCCCGAGAAGACGCUCAAGACCAUCGGCGUCUACACGGCCCAGCUGGGCUUGGCCCUCGCACUCGUUGCCGGCACCACCGCGUUUGUGUGGUCGCCGCCCUGCGUCUCGAUCGUGUCGACGACUUCGCGGACGGGCCAGGCGCGCGUCGCCAUCCUGGGGUACGCCAACGCCCUCGGCGCGCGGUACCUCAUGCUGCCCCUCAACAUCCUCGGCGCGUGCCUCCUCCUGUCCAAGCCCAUGGGCUCGGGGGCCCUCACGCUCAUGCUCUGGCAGGUGCUGUCGCUCGUCGAGGUGCUCGACCUCAACGGCCUCAAGACGGAGACCAUCGGCCCCGUCAUGCUCGCCGUGCUGGGCAACUUUUACUUCUUCAAGACGGGCCACCAGGCGGUGCUGUCGAGCAUCCAGUGGGACAGCGCCUUCAUCCCGCUCUUCGGCGUCCGCUACCCGUGGACGCCGCUCGUCGUGGCGCUCAACACGUUCGCGGGGCAGAUCGUCGCGGCGGCGUGCGUGCCGCUCGUCGCGCUGUGGAAAACGGGGCCCAAGCAGAGGGGCGUGCUCGAGACGGUGGCGCGCGCGGCGGGCGUCUUCGUCGCCUACUUUGCCGUCGAAGCCCUCGCCACCAUGUGCUGGGCCGGCUGGCUGCGGCGUCACCUCAUGCUGUACCGCGUCUUCAACCCGAGGUUCAUGCUCGCGGCGGUGCUUCUCCUGGUGCUCGACCUCGUGGUCCUCGCGGUGACGCUGACGGGCGUGCGGAGCAACACGCUGUCCAUCAGUGAGGUGUUUGGUUGGGCGGAUUAGCAGCAGAUAAGACCGAGUUUCUGUUACGCGUCCCCCCCCCCUUUUCUCUCCUGGUGUCUAGAAUUUCGCGCAUAUAAAGCCGUGUUGUAUUUUUUUUCUUCCUUGGCGUUGUGGAGCGAUAGUGUGCGUGUGUGAUUUGGGAUGAGGCGGGCGGCGAGCGCUGUCGGGGCUGCUACUGGUUUGGAAUGAGAGAGGGGAGAAGGAGGGGGAGGCAUGCAUGCUGUGUAUCUAUCGCUCUGACGGAUUAUCUGGAUAUAUCCAACCCGCCUUGCGCCAUGACAAUAACCGAGUCCCAUGACAAUGUCUGCUUCGCCAAGCCACGCCGCCUCUGUCAGUCCGAGUAUGUAUAUCUCUGUAUAUAUAUAAAUACAUAAAAGGGCAUGUCAGUCAGUCAGUCCAUCGUCUCCAUCUCCGCCGUGCCCUUGACCGCCAGGCCCCCAUCCGGGCCCUCCACCCACACGUCCCAGGAGGAGGAGGAGGAGGAGGAGCCGGGGCCGGCGGCGGCGGGCCGGCGCACGCACACCGUCAUGGGC
Molecule: messenger RNA, 4064 nt
Organism: Purpureocillium takamizusanense
Lineage: Eukaryota; Fungi; Ascomycota; Sordariomycetes; Hypocreales; Ophiocordycipitaceae
Gene: GPI13
Product: mannose-ethanolamine phosphotransferase gpi13
Exons: 1
Coding region: 292-3531 (1079 amino acids)
Biological process (GO): GPI anchor biosynthetic process
Cellular component (GO): endoplasmic reticulum membrane
Molecular function (GO): mannose-ethanolamine phosphotransferase activity
Source: RefSeq, a predicted model, not a curated record